Molecule: messenger RNA, 2465 nt
Organism: Pseudophryne corroboree (corroboree frog)
Lineage: Eukaryota; Metazoa; Chordata; Amphibia; Anura; Myobatrachidae
Product: oocyte zinc finger protein XlCOF22-like
Exons: 4
Coding region: 281-2380 (699 amino acids)
Biological process (GO): regulation of transcription by RNA polymerase II
Molecular function (GO): RNA polymerase II cis-regulatory region sequence-specific DNA binding; DNA-binding transcription factor activity
Source: RefSeq, a predicted model, not a curated record
CAGAGAUACCCCAGAGAGGUGUCCCCGUCCUCUGUAUUCCCAGGAUUGUACAGAGGAGAAUCACAGGAUCCCACAGGAGGAUCAGGUACAACGUCUGUCUGAUAUUAAAACAGAAGAUAUAGAGGGAGAAGAAGAGACGUAUGUGACUGAUAUAAAGGCAGAAGAUAUAGAGGGAGAAGAAGAGACGUAUGUGACUGAUAUAAAGGCAGAAGAUAUAGAGGGAGAAGAAGAGACGUAUGUGACUGAUAUAAAGGCAGAAGAUAUAGAGGGAGAAGAAGAGAUGUAUGUGACUGAUAUAAAGGCAGAAGAUAUAGAGGGAGAAGAAGAGACGUAUGUGACUGAUAUAAAGGCAGAAGAUAUAGAGGGAGAAGAAGAGACGUAUGUGACUGAUAUAAAGGCAGAAGAUAUAGAGGGAGAAGAAGAGACGUAUGUGACUGAUAUGAAGGGAGAAGAAGAGACGUAUGUGACUGAUAUGAAGGCAGAAGAUAUAGAUGGAGAAGAAGAGACGUAUGUGACUGAUAUAAAGGCAGAAGAUAUAGAGGGAGAAGAAGAGACGUAUGUGACUGAUAUAAAGGCAGAAGAUACAGAGGGAGAAGAAGAGACGUAUGUGACUGAUAUAAAGGCAGAAGAUAUAGAGGGAGAAGAAGAGACGUAUGUGAGGGGUGAUCAGCAGUGUAAGGAGGAGGAGAUCCCUACAGAUAUCAGCACAGCAGAUGGACACACAAGCAGGAAUAUCUCAGAAGGACAUCUAAUGUUAUCCCCAGAUUGUGAAAUAAAAGAAAAUGACAGUAGACCGGAUUCUCCAGGAGCUAACCCCAUUACCCCAAUUAUACAUCCAGCUCUAUCAGCUGAUCCCUCUAAUCCUGGGAAAUGUUCUCCUGAUCACUCUGAUAUUGGUGCAUCUGUUACAGCUCUGACUGUAGACACAGUGUUUCUACGUUCUAUAGAUGCCAAAUGUUUUACACAGAACUCAAAACCUAAUAACCCACAUACAGGUAAGGUAGGUGAGAGGCCACUGAUAUGUUCUGAGUGUGGGAAAUGUUUUACAUACAAAUCGCAUCUUGUUAGACAUCAGAGAAGUCACACAGGUGAGAAGCCAUUCUCUUGCUGUGAGUGCGGGAAAUGUUUUACACAAAAAUCACAACUUGUUACACAUCAACAAAGUCACACCGGUGAGAAGCCAUUUCCAUGUUCUGAGUGUGGGAAAUGUUUUGCACAAAAAUCACAACUUGUUACACAUCAACAAAGUCACACAGGUGAGAAGCCAUUUCCAUGUUCUGAGUGUGGGAAAUGUUUUGCAAACAAAUCAGAUCUUGUUAUACAUCACAGAAGUCACACAGGUGAGAAGCUGUUUUCUUGCUCUGAGUGUGGGAAAUGCUUUACACGGAAAUCACAUUUUGUUAGACAUCAGCAAAGUCACACAGGUGAGAAGCCAUUUCGAUGUUCUGAGUGUGGGAAAUGUUUUGCACGGAAAUCAGAUCUUGUUAAACAUCAGAGAAGUCACACAGGUGAGAAGCCAUUUUCAUGUUCUGAGUGUGGGAAAUGUUUUACAUGGAAAUCAGAUCUUGUUAUGCACCACAGAAGUCACACAGGUGAGAGGCCAUUUCCAUGUUCUGAGUGUGGGAAAUGUUUUACAAAGAAAUCAGAUCUUGUUACACAUCAGAGAAUUCACACACAUGAGAAGCCAUUUCCAUGUUCUGAGUGUGGGAAAUGUUUUGCGCAGAAAUCAGAUCUUGUUAAACAUUACAGAAGUCACACAGGUGAGAAGCCAUUUCCAUGUUCUGAGUGUGGGAAAUGUUUUGCACUCAAAUCAGAUCUUCUUAGACAUCAGAGAUAUCACACAGGUGAGAAGCCAUUUUCUUGCUCUGAGUGUGGGAAAUGUUUUUCCCUGAAAUCACAUCUUCUUACACAUCAGCAAAGUCACACAGGUGAGAAGCCAUUUCCAUGUUCUGAGUGUGAGAAAUGUUUUGCAUACAAAUCAGAUCUUGUUACACAUCAGCAAAGUCACACAGGUGAGAAGCCAUUUCCAUGUUCUGAGUGUGAGAAAUGUUUUGCAAACAAAUCAAAUCUUCUUAGACAUCAAAGAAGUCACACAGGUGAGAAGCCAUUUUUAUGUUCUGAGUGUGGGAAAUGUUUUGCACACAAAUCAGAUGUUCUUAGACAUCAGAGAAGUCACACAGGUGAGAAGCCAUUUUCUUGCUGUGAGUGUGGGAAAUGUUUUACACAGAAAUCAGAUGUUCCUAGACAUCAGAGAAGUCACACAGGUGAGAAGCCAUUUUCUUGCUCUGAGUGUGGGAAAUGUUUUACACAGAAAUCAGAUCUUGUUAUACAUCAGAGAAGUCACACAGGUGAGAGGCCAUUUCCAUACUCUGAGAAAUAAAUAUCUUGUUGCACAAAAUAGACAUCACUCAGGUGAGGAACCAUUUUAAUAUUCUGGAGUAUACUCAUCAUUGCCAUGCGUUGUU